CAGGUAACAUUAUUCACUCAUGAGUCACUGUUUUUACCUGCCAGUGAAGAACCGGAAGGAUACAGUUUGAGUGGAUUCUACUUACAUUUUUAAGAGAUAAAUAUUCAAAAGAUACUAAUCAAGACGCAUUUGCACCUGUGAUGAGGUGAGUGACCAUGGCGCACCACUAUGAUGGUCUGUCCCACUGUAAGCUGGCCCUGGCGUUUGCCAUAUUGAUGGACCUGCUAGGUGUGUCUGCUCUGCUGGUGGGGGUCUUCGCCCCAUUAGAGAUUAAGGGACAGGACUUUGGGGACCUGCUGGUGUACUCUGGGGUUCUACUGAUGCUCAUGUCCCUGGGAGGAUGGGUCAUGUGGUACAGCGGGAACCUCGAGGGCCUGACCUCCAAGAAGGAGCUAGGGGGAACCAUGGGUGCCAUGGACCGGCUGGCCCGCUCCAUCAGCCGCAGGAUACGACUCCCCAGGAGCCACAGCAGCCCCUCAUGAUGCUUCAUGGUCAGGCGUAGGAGAAGGGUGUGGUUGUAGUGGAGGAUCCUCAGUGUCUCCAUUAGACUAGACUAUUGGCCCCUGACAGUCAAACUGCCUGGGGGUCUGGGAGCAGUAUUGUUGGCAUUGGGGGAGUGCUAUUAAAUGAACCAGGCUAUGGCCCGUGAUGUGAACGGGCAAAAGCGGGGUUGGGAGGAGCGCCCUUCUCAAAUCAAACAGUAAUAUGCGCCGCUCGGUCAUGUCAUCAAGGCAGCCUAUGUUCACAUUUUCAAAGUAGUUUUCAUUAGGAAAGCAGAUAAUGAUUGCUUUUGAUAGAAAGGCUUUUUGGUAUGUGAAAACCCAGAAUCCUACUCAUUACUCUACGCGAUUAACCUAUGUCACUUUUUUAUUGGAGCUGAUGGGGAGGAUGCUCGGUUCCAAAACUAAUGUAAUCAACGCUAACCCGCUUCACCUGGGGCAGGAAUAAGAUA
Salmo salar (Atlantic salmon) is the source of this 952-nucleotide messenger RNA. RefSeq names its product transmembrane protein 238. The record is from RefSeq and is a predicted model, not a curated record. NCBI's taxonomy places the organism in Eukaryota, Metazoa, Chordata, Actinopteri, Salmoniformes, Salmonidae.